AUGUUAUUGUGCACUGCCACACGGGCUUCUAUCUUCGGCGCUCUUACCUUUCUUCUGACGAAGGCCUCCACGACCAUAUUUCAGAAUGACUUCCCGACAUUGGCCCCUGAUGUGGGAAAGGGCUAUAUCUGGAGUAACACUUUCAGCACUCCACCAGAGGAGACCGUCGAGGUUCAGUUUGAUAGUCUAGUCGGCUCUGUUGUCAUCACACUGACGUGCAAUUCCGACUCUGCGAUCGUCGAUCUCACUGCCGCAAGCAAUGUUACUCCGGCCGGAACUGUACCGUCCCCAUCCCCCAAUAACAUCUCCACUACCGGGACGCCCUCAGCGAACACCACUCCUUUUAGGACUGACAGUCCGUUCGUGUCACUAUCGUCGAUAUUUACGGUGGAUAGCUCCUCUCUUGGUCCUAAGCAGAGCACAAGCCUGACUCUUCCUCCAGCCACCACCACAUCAACCAGCGGUGGCGAAUUCCCCAGCCUCUUCACCGGUAUAGCAGAACGCUCAAGCGUGUCUUUCACAACGGUACUCAUAUGGAUUCUCCUGGCUCUACUUCCAACCGCGGCUUUCUGA
Molecule: messenger RNA, 573 nt
Organism: Cladophialophora immunda
Lineage: Eukaryota; Fungi; Ascomycota; Eurotiomycetes; Chaetothyriales; Herpotrichiellaceae
Exons: 1
Coding region: 1-573 (190 amino acids)
Source: RefSeq, a predicted model, not a curated record